UCAAGCUUGUGCUUGGUCCAGCUGCGCUUCACUUCCACUAGAUGGGCAACCACUCACAGGGGCACUCCUUGAAACUCUGAAAUACAUCCAGAAAAUUGUACAGAUGACUUUGAAAGAUCUCAGAGGACUUUUGAUUUAGUUUAAAUUAAUGCGUUACAGGGAGCGGAGAAGUGUUGACGCGUCUACAGACCCGUGCGUAACUGUCGUUUCUUUCUCAUCCCCAUCAGUAAAUCUUCAUCUUUUCUCGACCAGACGUUUUAUUUGGAGGAAGGACAUCUAACCCGGGUAAAGAUGACAGCGAUCAGAAUGGUUUCAUCAGUGCUGCUUCUGGUGCUGAUGCAGUCUGGAGCUCUUUGCGCACGGAGGUUCCGGGGUGGCCGCAACCCGCAACCACGACGCGCACCACCUCCUCCCACAUACCGAGCGGACCGGGGUGACACCACGGAAAGCUUCCCUCUGGAUUUCACCGCCGUGGAGGAGAACAUGGAUAACUUCAUGACACAAGUGAAGAACCUUGCGCAGUCACUGUACCCGUGUUCGGCGCAGAAGCUCGACUACGACAUGAAGUUGAACUUUUUGGAGAAUACAUCAGUCACCUGCAAUGACGGAAGCCCUGCGGGAUACUACCUGAAAGAAUCUCGAGGCAGCAGACGGUGGUUGAUAUUUCUUGAGGGUGGCUGGUACUGCUUCAACAAAGAGAACUGCGACAGCCGAUAUGAGACCAUGAGGAGAUUGAUGAGCUCAUCCAAGUGGCCCCAAACCAAAACAGGUACGGGAAUCCUGUCUCCGCUGCCUGAAGAAAACCCUCACUGGUGGAAUGCCAACAUGGUGUAUAUUCCGUACUGCUCGAGUGACGUGUGGAGUGGAGCUUCAGCCAAAACGGAGCAGAGUGGCUAUGCUUUCAUGGGCUCUCUGAUUAUUCAAGAGAUAGUGAAGGACCUGUUGACCAAAGGUCUAGACAACGCCAAGGUUCUCCUACUUGCAGGAAGCAGUGCGGGUGGUACUGGAGUCCUGCUGAACGUGGACCGUGUGGCCGAACUGCUGGAGGGACUAGGUCACACUGGGAUACAGGUCCGAGGCCUGUCGGAUUCUGGUUGGUUCUUGGACAAUAAGCAGUACCAUUGUACUGACUGUGUGGAUGCUGUCAGCUGUGCCCCUACAGAGACCAUCAAGAGGGGAAUCAAGUACUGGGGGGGAGUGGUACCAGAGAGGUGUAGGAAAACCCAUGAAGGAGAAGAGUGGAACUGCUUCUUUGGAUAUAGAGUGUUCCCAUCAAUAAAAAGCCCAGUGUUUGUGGUCCAGUGGCUCUUUGAUGAGGCCCAGUUGACAGUGGACAACAUCCAGUUAACAGGCCAGCCUGUGCAGGAAGGCCAGUGGCGUUACAUCCAAAACCUGGGCAUUGAGCUGAGGAAUACACUCAAAGAUGUCCCGGCUAUGUUCGCACCAGCAUGCCUGUCACAUGAAGUUAUCACCAGGAAUUACUGGAUUGACGUGCAGGUUAAAGGCACUUCUUUGCCCCGAGCGCUGCACUGCUGGGACCGCAGUCUCCAGGACAACAGAAACAACAAAGCUCCACCCAAAGGCUGUCCUGUGCAUUUGAUUGACAGCUGCCCAUGGCCGCACUGCAACCCCACCUGCCCCACCAUCCGAGACCAGUUCACAGGACAGGAAAUGAACGUCAUUCAGUUCCUGAUGCAUAUGGGCUUUGAUGUGCAGAAGAUGGCCCAGCAGCAGGGCAUGGACCCCAGUAAGCUACUGGGCAUGCUCAGCAGCGGCAGCUAAAAGGACACACACUCAUAAACACACAGUACAUCCAAGCUAAGCCCGUGCAGGGCUGGCUGGUCUUUCUGGCCAGUCUCCCAUGCCUGAUACCUCUGAACUAACCAUUAAUACCCACAACCCAUCCUACCUUUAGUCCUUUCUCCUCCGACCUCUUGUUUAGUCCCUUCCUUUCAUUCUUCGACUCCUCAUAACUUAGUAAUGGUGACACGUACAGGGGUGACACAUCCCCAUGACAAGGCACAACACUGCUACUCUCCUAUUAAAUUAUCUUUUGCUUUGUAAAAGAAAAAAAGAAAAAUAUCACGAAUGUAAUCCAGUUUUAAGGAUGCCCAUUGAUGUUUUGUUUUUAUAUAUUAUUUUCAUCCUUCCAUAUAGUUUAUAUUUAGUCACUGUAAAAAGAAAAAGAAAAAAGAAACCGCCACAAUGAUGUAAGGAUGCUGUCUUUGACAGGUAGUCACUAUAGAGUGUGUAAGGAUAAUCAUUUUGUUUUCAGACUGUUUUAUAGUUGAGUUUACUCACAUCUCAUCACACAGUAACCUACAUAAAGGCAGAAACAGGCAUGUAUGAUGAGGUGAGAAAAGCACUGGAUCAGGGAGGGACAGAAUUACAUUUUAAUGUACCUCCGACAAAAUGGGAAAACCAGCAGAGACAAUAGACUUCGAUAUUCCACCACAAUCCAGAGACUAGGUUGAAAUAAGGCUCAAAGAAUGAAAAAAAAAACCAAAUAACAGUAUUUGUCAUGGUAAACAGUGUUGGAAUCUACAGUAUAUGGCACUUUUUUGUGACAGGACAGCUGUGAAGAUGCCAUGGAGCCCAGUUUAAUCACGGUGCUAAGAUGGACCAGAAAAUGCUCUUGAGGUGUAUUUGUAGUUACACACACACCACAGUGCCAUUACAUCUAUUCUAUACCUCUUUCUCAGCAACUGCAUCAUUUACAAAAGGACUGUUUAAAACCCCAACACAGGGUUCACACAUUCAUACCAGGAUGUGCUUUUCCCUUUAGGUCACCUCAGUAGUUCAGCAAUCCUCAGAUCAAUGCAAUGAACAUUUAAAGGGAGACAAAUAUCGUGCAUUGUAUAUUUUUUUUUUGAGUACUUGUAUAGGUUCUUUUAAGUGUUCACUAUUGUAACUCCCUUCUUAUAUUUCAUAAUAGAGAUCACUUUUUAAUAUAAUGACAAUGUUGUAUGUAAUGAUGUCUUAUAAAUGAUGUUUUAAAGGACCUCUAUUUCGCAUCACACCAGAGAAGGAAAGGUAUUACUAAUUGUAAUUUUAUUCUGUAACAUAUUUUUUAACAGAAAAAAAGCUCAAGCUACAUUGGUAAUUUACAUAUUUAUUUUGUUAUGUAAAUCAUAUUUAUAAGUGCUAUUUUCACAGAGAAGUGAUUCUUUGUAAAUUGUAAAUAUGUUGCUGUUUAUUCUCUUUGUGUUGAUUGCAUGUCUUUGUAUCAGCCCUAAAAGAGAAUACACAUUACAUAUACAACAACGUA
Messenger RNA from Sphaeramia orbicularis (orbiculate cardinalfish), 3268 nucleotides. RefSeq names its product notum, palmitoleoyl-protein carboxylesterase a (gene notum1a). Gene Ontology annotation, biological process: protein depalmitoleylation; negative regulation of canonical Wnt signaling pathway. Lineage: Eukaryota; Metazoa; Chordata; Actinopteri; Kurtiformes; Apogonidae. The transcript has 11 exons. Bases 292 to 1782 code for a protein of 496 amino acids. The record is from RefSeq and is a predicted model, not a curated record. Gene Ontology annotation, molecular function: palmitoleyl hydrolase activity.